This is a messenger RNA of Nylanderia fulva, 3582 nucleotides long. It is a transcript of the gene Psn, whose product is annotated as presenilin. Gene Ontology annotation, biological process: membrane protein ectodomain proteolysis; calcium ion homeostasis; protein processing. Gene Ontology annotation, cellular component: gamma-secretase complex; membrane. Gene Ontology annotation, molecular function: aspartic endopeptidase activity, intramembrane cleaving. The record is from RefSeq and is a predicted model, not a curated record. Lineage: Eukaryota; Metazoa; Arthropoda; Insecta; Hymenoptera; Formicidae.
UGCUGCACUUUUUCCAAAGAUGGUGGUCGCACGUAGCGAAUCGCUGUGAAUCACUCGCGCGACAGACGAAGAGAGAUAGAGAAAGAGGUUGUAAAUGACUGUCAACAAGUUAGCGAGAUUUCGCAGAUAAACGGGCGAUUCGAAUCGAAUCGAUUCGUUUAAUCUACUCUAUUUUUUCCCCUCUUUAAUGUAAGCGCGACGCGUCCAGAAGAAAUAAAUACGCGAAGACGAGGUGUGUCGAGUGUCAGAGUCGGAGCACCGAGUGGAGCGGAACUGUCAACGAAAACAAGUCUUUUAACCGCUCGUUCGGAAAGAUACAGACUUUGAUGAAUGUCUGAGAGUGAUUACGAUUCCGCGAACGAGUACACAAGCCUGAUGGACGGUCACGUCGCGGAGUCUCGCACGGACGACCUGAUCCUGGGCAAUGACCGUCUAAGAAAGAGCCGCUCUAGAAACGUCAAUGAAGAAGUGGAGAAUGGGGUUCCCGAGGUACAUAUUGAAGCACCAGGCACGACUGUCGCUCGAUCGAAUAGACGAGGUGCGUCCAGUAGCAAUAAUCAAAACAGACGGAGACGUCUCAACAGAGACGAGGAAGAGGAAGAGUUAAAGUAUGGUGCGGCACAUGUGAUCAAACUCUUUGUCCCCGUUUCGCUAUGUAUGCUGGUUGUAGUGGCUACUAUUAGUUCAGUGCACUUCUAUACAACUAAAGGAAUGUACUUAGUAUACACUCCAUUUCAUGAGGAAAGUUCUGAUACGAGUACCAAAGUGUGGCAGGCAUUUGCCAAUUCGUUGAUUCUCAUGAGCGUCAUUGUAUUUAUGACUGUGAUACUUAUCAUUCUUUAUAAAUACAGAUUUUAUAAAGUCAUACAUGGUUGGCUGAUUAUAAGCUCUUUACUGUUGCUUUCAAUGUUUUCGAUGCUGUAUUGCGAACAGGUAUUGAAAGCUUAUAACAUUCCAAUGGAUAUAUUCACACUAUGUAUAGGCUUAUGGAAUUUUGGUGUAGUAGGAAUGAUUUGUAUUCAUUGGCAAGGACCUUUGCAACUUCAGCAAGCAUAUUUAAUCUUUAUUUCCGCCUUAAUGGCGCUCGUUUUUAUCAAGUAUUUACCCGAAUGGACGGCAUGGGUCGUGCUCGGUGUUAUAAGUAUCUGGGAUUUAAUCGCGGUUCUAACACCGAAAGGCCCUUUGAGAAUACUCGUCGAAACAGCGCAAGAACGAAACGAAUCCAUUUUCCCCGCUCUAAUAUACUCUUCCACCAUCUUAUAUUCGUUUACUGUGACUUAUGCUGGAUAUGUACAAGCGGCCACGAUGGCAUCUGAAGAUACAGCGGCGUCUCCCACACGCAGUCAGGCGGACAAUCAAAAUAAUCCUACAUCCAAUGAAACGGAAGAAGGAGGUUUCACCCCCGAAUGGGUAGAGACACAUGGUGAACGUAGCGCGAGACGCGCUCAAGAAGUGAGCGAAAACUCGUCCACGGUGAGGGAAGGUGCGCGACAUCGCGAAACUUGUCCACGAUACUCGCAGGGAGGACAAGCAGGAGGAGCGGUUACCGAGGAAGAGCGCGGAGUUAAACUAGGUCUUGGCGACUUUAUAUUCUACAGCGUGCUUGUCGGAAAAGCGUCCAGUUACGGGGACUGGAACACUACCUUGGCUUGCUUUGUCGCUAUUCUUAUUGGCCUGUGUUUGACGUUGCUGUUGCUGGCCAUAUUCAAGAAAGCGCUACCUGCGUUGCCAAUUUCUAUAACUUUUGGUUUGACAUUUUACUUUGCCACGAGGGUCAUUGUCGCGCCGUUUGCGGAUAGUUUAGCGAGCGAACAAGUGUUCAUUUAAAACUUUAGGUAUGAUAUAUUUUAUCUUAUUUAGUAUAAUUUAUUGUACGAUUAUUUUUCGUGAGGGGACAAUGCCGAUUAACUCGCCCGUUUGGUAUCUGUCGCGUUACGUUUAGUUCCUGUAUUUUUUAUAAUUUGGUCUUUUUUUCUAAUUUAUUUAAGUAAACUUUUCUUUAGAGACUGACUCCUCUGAACCAAAACGUACCUUCCUACAUUUUUUAAUAAUCGAAUAUAUUUCUCAAAGAAUCAUAUAUUAUAUAUAAUGCUCAGAAAAGAAGAAAUAAUUUAAAUUUGUAAUAUAGAAGUAAGAGAUAUAGAAUAUAGAGAAAAUGAUAGAAGGAAGGUAAUUACUUAGUAUUUUUCUAUGCGAAGCAAGUUCACGAGACGCGCUACGUUGUGGAAUUAAGCGGUUUGUCACUAUACCUACGCAGAUAUGUGAUACACAAGCGGGAGAAAAAAUGCGCUGCAUUAUAACAAUUUAUUGUACUCCGUUUGUUACAUUUACAGAACAUACAAAUAUCUCGUAGUCUGUCGAGUAUAAAAAAGAAAAAGAAAGAAAAGCGGAUGACGAUCGCGAUAUAAAUUGUAAUGUGAGGUAAUGUCUCCGUUCGAAUAAGUAAUAACUGCCUCGUUAUAUACAUCUUGAUUAAUAUGCAAUACGCACCUCUCAAUGGUGCUGUGCGCUCUAGAGCGCGCCGAGUUCACUAUUAACUAAUUAUAUUAGCCAGAGUGAUGAUCCCCAUCGGGUUUCCACGAGUCCAGUUACACAUACACACAGCCAUGGAAUAAAUACUUUUUAUCAUACUACGGAAAAGCAUUUAUUGUGUGGCGCUUCGAGCUAGCUUAGAAAUUUUUAUUUUAACGUAUUAAAUCAUUGCAUCUUUUCAAAGUUGAAAGUGUUACUUUUCUUUAUAUCCGAUACCGAAUACAAGGAGAAAUGUUCUGACUAUGUAACGAAGAAGCAAUUUUAUGCAUUAUUUCAAAGUUUCGCAUAUAUAAAGUUGUUGUUUUCUUUUAUACAUAUAUAUAAUUUUUAAUACUUUUAAUUGCGCGCUCUGAUCAAUUCGAAUCCGAUCAAUCGUCAUUCACAGCAAUGCGGCAACAAUUUCCUAAAAUCAAUAAUUAUUAAAAACUUUGGUUUAAUUAUUAAUAUUCAAAUAAAUGCUGAUACCUGCAUAACGAUUCCAACUUUAACGAUGAUCUGUUAAUUCCUUGCACUAUACACAUUUAUAUAUAUGUAACAUAUAUACUAUAUAUACUAUAUAUAUCUCUUCUCAGAACCGGAAGAACUUUAACAGCGAUAUGAUGUCUCUGUUAAUGCUUGUAAUACAUUGCUAACUUUACAAGCUGAUAAUUAUUAUCCUAAUGAAAAGUUCUUUCAAUUCAUUAGUAGUUUCUUUGCUAUUUCGAAUUACACAUACAAAAUGUUACUCGAUGCACAAAGUGAAUUUUGGAUUAUACCGAGCCAACUACUGAAAAGUGUUAUGGUCGCUGUUAAAUUCGUUAUGUAAUUUACAAUAAUCUUUGUGCUUUGUAAACGUAACUAGGAAUCAUAUAUAACGACUACAAGAUUUCUGACUACAAUAUCGAAGGAAGGUACACUUUGUGAAUUCUAUCGGGAGAAAGACAUUAGGAAAAUAUCUGUAAAGGAAAAAAUAAGUCAUGCUAUGAUGCGAUAUGUUUCGCCUCGCCCAUAGAUGAUUUUCUCUCUUUCUCUCUGUCUCAUAAAGAAUAUAUGACGUUGCUCUUCCGUUAA